AUGGGUGACAAAUAUUCAUUUUCAUAUAUUGAAGAGAUGAUUCCAAGAAACCAGACAGCAGUUUUCACUCGAACACUAACAAAUGUUGAUAAAAAUCAUAUAAUUAGUUAUAGACAGAUUUACAGCAGAAUAGAUCGGUCGCAUAAUAGAUGGAUGUUAGACUUGAAUGAUCGUGAAAUGUAUCGUUUUGACUCACCAGUAUUUGAUUCAUCGAUUGAGGUCGUGAAUUCAACAUAUUAUGUGUUGAGAAAUGCAUAUGUUAAUAGAAUAGGUGCGAUAAUCAUUGAUGGCAUAUGGUAUCAGCUUCCUUACCGAAAUCAUCAGAUCGGAGCAAUUCCAGGAGAAUGUAUCGGCCAUUAUGAUAGGGUAAUAUCUUUAUCAAAUCGCUUUGGAUUGAUGUUUGGCCAUUGGAUGAAAGAUGCACUUUCACCUUUAAUUAUGCUUCCUCAAGAAGUUUUUGACAAUGCAUAUUUAGUCAUAUCAGGACACCCAACUUGGUGUUUAGAUUCAUUGAAGCUUCUUGGUUUCAAUACUUCUCAUACAAUAAUCUUACCAAAGUUUAGUGAUUACAUAUUUGCAAAGGAGUUACAUACAUUUGUAGGAAAUAGAUCAUUCUUAUGCCAUCUUGGGCAAUCUCUUAUUAAUUUGUCGAAUCUAUUUAAGCAGAAAGCAAAUCUUGAGGAGAAGCCACCAUAUAGAUAUGUUUUCUUAAACAGACCAGCAAAAGGAAAUCGACACAUAUCUAAUUUUAAAGAGAUUGUUAACACUGCCAAAGAAACAUUUCCAGAAAUCAAUUGGGAAGUCUGGCCAGAUAAAUUUAACACUAUGCUGCAGGCAAUUAGAUCUUGGAAUCAAGUUAAAUUUAUAUUUACUCCAACAGGAUCAAAUCUUGACAAUGCAAUCUUUAUGCAGCCAAAAUCUGCAGUAUGUACCCCAUUUGCAGACUGGUAUGACUAUCCUGUUGUAUCAAUAUGCCAAAUAUUUGAAUUAUAUCAUAUUGUUUUUUAUGCAAAUGGAUGGGAUCAUUUCGGUGAUUGUACUGCACAGCUUGAUGUCAACAAAUGCAUGAACAUGAUAGCUAGGGGGCUAUACGUAUUAUCGCAUCAUAAUUGGCCUAGAUUUUAA
Molecule: messenger RNA, 1125 nt
Organism: Trichomonas vaginalis G3
Lineage: Eukaryota; Parabasalia; Trichomonadida; Trichomonadidae
Product: glycosyltransferase family
Exons: 1
Coding region: 1-1125 (374 amino acids)
Molecular function (GO): glycosyltransferase activity
Source: RefSeq, a predicted model, not a curated record